Toxotes jaculatrix (banded archerfish) is the source of this 4632-nucleotide messenger RNA. Its product is annotated as teashirt homolog 2. Gene Ontology annotation, cellular component: nucleus. NCBI's taxonomy places the organism in Eukaryota, Metazoa, Chordata, Actinopteri, Toxotidae. Gene Ontology annotation, molecular function: DNA binding; DNA-binding transcription factor activity, RNA polymerase II-specific. Bases 820 to 3900 code for a protein of 1026 amino acids. Gene Ontology annotation, biological process: regulation of transcription by RNA polymerase II. The record is from RefSeq and is a predicted model, not a curated record. The transcript has 2 exons.
UUUGUGACUGCAGCGCUUCAUUCGUACCUUUUGGAAAUCUCACAAACUUUGUGUCUUUCAUCCUGCGAGCAAAGCGGAAGCUGCAAGAAAACAACAACAACCAAAGCAACAGCAAAAAAAAAAAAAGAAAAAAAAAACAAACUGCAUGAAAAGACAGAGAGCACAGAGUGAUAGAAAGCAGCAACAGCAGCAGCCCGGCAGCACACAGCCUGAGCUCCCGUCUCUUUUCCCUGGCCUCUGUUCCUUUAAUAAACUCAUGGUUAUCUAGUGUAACAAAUGUCUCGCUGCCAUCAUCAAGUCCAGGCGAGGAGGGAGGAGUUUUUAAUGUUCAGUUUGUUCUAUGGAUCGAUGUCUGCUGGCAUCGCCUCUCUUCUCGCCUGCACCGCGCGUAAUAUACUGUACCACUACCCAAACGCUUUUUUACGCGCAUUCCCUGCCACAUAUUAUCCACCGAAAACAGCCCGAAGGGACUGACUGACACACGUCGAUCAGCGUAUGUAGCACUGAUGGACGAAAACGGAUGGUGAAAGGACACGAUUCGCCCCCCGUAGGAGGAGGAAGAAGAAGAAGAAGAAGAGGAAGAAGAAGGUGAAAGAACAAGCCCGAUUUAACAUCUGUUUCCCCCCUGAAAACGAUUCCUAACUGGAUUUUUUUUUUCAAUAGUGAGAGAGACUGAACUACUCCGAGAGCCAAAAUAAAGACUCAGACACACACUCUCUCUCUCUCUCUCUCUCUCUCUAUGCAUGGACUAUCGUAGACCGCAUUCAGAUUUCACCUGGGCACUGUAGUGAACUGCGACUCAAAAAAGAAAAAAAAAAAAUGCCACGGAGGAAACAGCAGGCGCCCAAACGGGCUGCGGUGUACAUGCCUGAUGAAGACGCCGUUCUCCAGGAUUCCAUCACUGAGGAAGACGGAGAGAACGACACUCAAACUGAGGAGGAAUGUUCAGAGAAGACCAGCCCCAAAGUGUCUGAGGACAGAGAGCUAGACAACAAGAGCACUAACACUUAUAGCAACCAGAACUCUCCCAUUAGUGUCCUUUCCAAUCAAGAGGCAGAGUUGGAGUCGCACCUUAGCGACAGCAGUGACAGACUCUCAGACUUCAAAACCUCCUCGCCACCUGAGAGCCAGAGGGAUGACGAAAGUCGCAGCUCCAAACACAAAGACGAGAUGGGCAGCAGCUUGGAGAAAAUGAGGGCAGCCUAUGCAAACUUUCUCUCUGAUUCCUACUGGACGGGGAUAGGAAUGGACUUGAAAAUGGCCAAAAACACCAGCAAAGCCAACUGUGACAGCACCAACGGAAGCAGCAAAAGCGAGUUUGACUGGCACCAGGACGCGCUGUCUAAGACCUUGCAGCAGACGCUCUCCCCAAAGCCUGCGUCCAAACCCAACCUCUUUAGCUCUGUCCACCUGUACAGGCAAACCACCAAACCCUGUGGCUCAGUGUUCACAGGAGCCAGCCGAUUUCGCUGCAAGGAUUGUAGUGCAGCUUAUGACACUCUUGUGGAGCUGACAGUCCACAUGAAUAAGAGUGGACACUACCAGGACAACAACCACAGCAAACAGAGUAAUUCGUCUGCCUCGUCCUCUAAAUCUAGGAAACGAAAUUUGCAAGAUAUGGAAGGAAAGGAGGAUGCACAAAAAGUUUUGAAGUGCAUGUUCUGUGGCCACUCUUUUGACUCACUUCAGGAUUUGAGCGUCCACAUGAUUAAAACUAAGCAUUACCAAAAAGUGCCUUUAAAAGAGCCAAUCCCCGUAAUCACGCCCAAAUUGUUGCCACCAGCAAAGAAACGGGCCUUUGAAACGGCACGGCCUUGCUCCCCUGACUCUACGACUGGCGUGUCUGGCUACACGGAGGCACAACGGGCUGCCACCAUCUCAAAUGCCAACAACAAUCGCUACGGCUAUCAGAACGGCGCGAGUUACACUUGGCAGUUUGAGACGUGCAAGUCUCAGAUUCUUAAAUGCAUGGAGUGUGGAAGCUCUCAUGACACCCUUCAGCAGCUGACCACACACAUGAUGGUCACUGGACACUUCAUCAAAGUCACAAACUCAGCCUCUAAAAAGGGUAAACAGUUAGCGCUUGACCCCCUGGCCAUAGAGAAGAUCCAGGGCUUAGCCGAGCCUGCUGCCAGCGACACUGAGGGAGAAAAGGUGUCUCCAAAAAAUGCCUCCCCCGGGAGGAGUGAGAAGGAUAGCCAGGGGGAAGGCACAUCAGACAAAAUGGAAGAAACUGAAGCUAAAGAUGACAAGCAAGAGAGUGAGGAUCAAAAGGCAGGCAAUGGGGCUUUUAAGUACCCUUAUCUCCGUGAGGAGGAUCUUGAACAGGACUCAGGUGGAGGAGGGGACAUUCUUAAAUCUUUAGCCAACACAGUGGCCUCUGCCAUCAAUAAAGCUCAAACAGGGACGCCAAGCUGGAGUGCCUACCCGAGCAUUCAUGCUGCCUAUCAGCUCUCUGGCAUCAUCAAAAGCGCCCCUCUCUCUGCAUCUCCCCCUACUCAGCUAAAGCAGACAUUUAACCACAAGCUGAGACCGAUUGCCCCAAAGGGGAAGCUAUACCACGGUGCUGUGGGAGUUGAGGCUCCCCAGGGACAGCAUCAAAAUGUGGACAUCAAAAAAGAAAAGGUUGGCAUUAGCGAUGGUAAAGAAAGUCAGAAUAUUAAGUUUGAUCUGUUGGAGAAUGAUGACAGCGAUUGUCAGGAUGAUUCCUCUUCCUCUUCAAAGCUUGAUGCUGACUGUGUGAAUGAAGGGAGUGAAGCGAUCAAAGGGAAGUUGAGCCCAGAUUUCUCUGACAGAGGCAAGACACCAAGCCCUUCUGCCAGCAAUGGACGCAGCACUACUUCAGAGCCUCUCAGUGACACUCCGGAUAUACUUGGCAUAAACCCUCUUAGUGCACUGCAGUCAGUUCUGAACAAUCAUCUGGGCAAAGCAAAUAAGCCCAAUAACUCCAGAGCAGAUAAACUAUCUGCUCACACCCAGUCCAUUUUUGCUGACAUUAAUCGUAGCAGCGAGAAACCAGCUUUAAUGCUUGGAAAUCCUAGAAGAAAUAGGCCUGAUAACACCUUUCUCUUUGUUAGUGAUGACCAGCCAAUAGACCUGACGAAAUCUAAACACAACAAGCCGGAUUCAGGGCUCCUGCAGCCCUCCACCCCGAUGCCACAGAAAUAUGCUCUGUCUGACAUAGCUGACAUGGUGAAAGUUCUUCCGAAAGCCACUACGCCAAAACCCUCCAUUCCGUCAAGGAUCCCGACGAUGAAACUGGAAUCAGAUGUCAGGCGCUUUGAGGAUGUGUCCGCCGAGGUGUACUCCGUCCACAAGCGUAAAGGUAGACAGUCGAACUGGAAUCCUCGCCAUCUUCUCAUCCUGCAAGCUCAGUUUGCCUCCAGCCUCUUCCAGACCUCUGAGGGGAAAUACUUACUCUCAGACCUCGGCCCUCAGGAACGGAUGCACAUCUCCAAGUUCACUGGAUUGUCCAUGACCACCAUAAGCCAUUGGUUAGCAAAUGUAAAAUACCAACUGCGCAAAACCGGAGGGACCAAAUUUCUGAAGAACAUGGACACGGGCCACCCGGUCUUCUACUGCAAUGACUGCGCUUCCCAGUUUAGGUCGCCGACCACAUUCAUUUCCCAUCUGGAAUCCCAUCUCGGGUUCCAAAUCAAAGACAUGUGCAAAAUGCCAGUAGAGCACCAGACGAAGGUAGAGGAGCCAGAACUGUCGAAGGUCCUCAGUGUGAGAGCCACAGAGGCUCUAGUCACAGAGGAGGACAUUGACUCAAAGUUCAAAUGCAAGCUGUGCUGUCGGACAUUUGCGAGUAAUCACGCAGUCAAACUCCAUUUGAGUAAAACUCACAGCAAAUCCCCCGAUAACCAUUCACAAUAUGUGGAAAUGGACAAGGAGUAGUUUUUUUUUUUUUUCAUAUUAUUGACACUUUUGUUUUUUCCUUCUAUUCCUUUUUUUUUUAUUUUAAUACACGGGUCAGAUAUUUCAACCAUUUUCCAGUUAGCGUUGUGUAGUGUGCAUCAUUAUUAAAACAUUUCAUGGAGUACAGCAAAGACACACUGGUUAGAAAUUGUAUAAGGAAACACUAAGAGAUACUUUUGCACCCAGCUCAAAUGCAUCACCAGUAAUGAAAUGUAUUACUGCUUGAAGAAACAUACUUGCUGAUGUUUGCAUGCAAUAGCCCAGGCUAUGACUACUAUUUAUUUGUAUGAUAUGUCAAGUUUCAAUUGUAUUUCAAAGACAAAAUAAUGAACUAAUUGUACUUUACAACUUCUGUGAUACAGUACACCUGCAUAAAUGUGCAGCUGUUAAAACAGGUAGCCCGACACAUGAAAACACUCAUGCAGACCUGUACAGUGUAUUGCUAUGUAAAGAUGUUUUGUGUUGCAAUGAUAGAAGAGAGAAAAAAAAAGCACUUUAAUAAAUGUUUAAUCACCAGUUUAGACUCGGAUUCUGUACAUGACUCAAAAAUAAUUAGACAGUUUGGAAACAAGGAUAUUUCACAUGUAAAUAUAUUUUAGAAGAAAAAAAAAACAGUGCGUUUCAUGCAACAAGGAUAACAGCAAGACAGAUGAUACCUGUGAUACCUGCACCUUUUUUUACUUAUUCAAAUAAAGAGUUAACAUUUGAUAA